Messenger RNA from Bactrocera tryoni, 3564 nucleotides. Its product is annotated as protein SCAI. The transcript has 10 exons. The coding region runs from base 1409 to 3205 and encodes 598 amino acids. NCBI's taxonomy places the organism in Eukaryota, Metazoa, Arthropoda, Insecta, Diptera, Tephritidae. The record is from RefSeq and is a predicted model, not a curated record. Gene Ontology annotation, cellular component: nucleus. Gene Ontology annotation, molecular function: transcription corepressor activity. Gene Ontology annotation, biological process: DNA-templated transcription.
ACAAUGCUCACAAUGCUCACUGCGCAUGCGCAUACUUAAGUUAGGUCGUUGUGGUGUGUGCGGUGUGUAAAAAAUCAAUAAGCCACCCUUCGUUAAAAAUGUAAAUCCGAAAAAGUUCAAUAUCGAAACAAUACGUAGACGUAAGUGAGCACAAUUUUAAAUAGGAAAAAAUCAUCAAAUAAUUGCUAGUAAACUAGUUUUAAAUUAAUGAAAACCAAUUAAUCAUUUAGUGUAAAAGUAUAGCCAUUAAAAACAAUAGAAAUUUCAUUCAAAAUAACGAUGAAAAGUUGAUAUAUUGAUGAUGAAAACUUUUUACAUGCCAAGUAGCUAGUCAGUGUGAAAUAGUGAGUUACCAACAACAACAACAAUAGUUACACAAAAAAGAAAAAGCGAACACCGAACGAAAGAACACCACAGAACCGGCAAAUCCGCACAUACGAACAUAUGUCAAAAUUUGAACGACAGCAGUACAAGCAAAAGCAGCGACUAAAAAGGCACACAUUUCGAGUCCGAGUUCGAGGACGGGUCCGAGCCAGGCGCAGUAACGCGAAAUUGGUCAGGCGAACGCGUGUACAGGGCAGCAGGGCACAACGGGAGUCGCCGUAAAUCUACCAACUGUAAGCGCCACAAAACGCUAUUCGUGGACUCACUAAAAUGCCGCGAAUGCCGAUUUACUUCCAGUUUUUAAUAGAACUCUGCGAUUAGGUCUCGAAAAAAAUCCAAAGCAAGCGGGCAAAUGCUAUGAAUUUAUUGUUUCAAGCGAUGCCUCGAAGUGUGCUCUCAUCAACGGAAUCGAACAACGGGCCGAAAUUGUUUUUCCGCACCGCGAAGUAAAACGUGUGGGUGUUUAAUAUCGCUGUGAUAUCGUGACGUAUGUAUGUGUGAGCAGUGGUCAUUGCAAAAAAAAUCUAAAAUAUACAUAUAUGUAUCACGCCUAAAAGCACACUGCAGGUUUGCUAUGCGAGCAUGUGUAGGUGAGUCUGUCUGCCGUGCAGAACAUGUAAGGACCUUAAACACAAAGAAAGCAGUAACAAGCGCGGCAAAGUGUGAAACAGCGAAGUAACGUUGAGUCAAAGUAAACCGAAAACAGCAGAAUUCAUGCGAAAAGACAACGACGACGAAAAGGCAUUCAAGUGCAGAAGACGAAUUGAAUGCAAAGAUAAAUACGAAGACAGCAGCAGCAGCAGCAACUGCAACAACAACAACAGCAAGCUAGCCAGUCAGUGAAGCCGGGCAGCGCUGGCACGGAAACGCUUGUAGUGGGUGUCUCGCCGCGGAGUGGCAACUGCUCAGCGGCAGCGGCGCUAAGGAUAAUGGCGAAGAGCAAAAACACGACAACACAAUGAGCUGCGGUUUCACAAAAAGCUCCUUAAUAAAUUACACAUAACACAUUAGAAAUUGAAACGGUAUGGUGAAAAUGGAAUCCACAGAAGAACAGGAUCGAAAGUUAGUAUUGGAGUUUUGUCAUUUGCUCGAAAAGUCUAAGCAACUCUUCAAUGGACUCAGAGACCUGCCACAAUAUGGUCACAGGCAGUGGCAGGCGUAUUUCGGACGCACUUUUGAUGUUUACACGAAAUUAUGGAAAUUCCAGCAACAGCAUCGCAUGGUAUUGGACUCGAAAUACGGAUUGAAGCGUUGGCAAAUAGGCGAAAUUGCAAGCAAAAUAGGACAGCUUUAUUAUCAUUACUACUUAAGAACCAGCGAAACGAACUACCUGAACGAAGCUUAUCAAUUUUAUGCAGCUAUUAGGGGUAGGGCUUAUUACUCGCGUGCGAUCAAAGAAGAUCGGCCCGAUUUAAUGGUGAAGAAGUUGCGUUACUAUGCGCGAUUUAUUGUUGUUUGUUUGCUGUUGAAGAAAAUGAAGCUUGUUCGUGAGUUAGUGACAGAACUGGAAAAGCAAAUACAGGAAUACACAACAACUUACGAGCCAGAAGACCAUUUAGAAUGGUCAUUAGUUUUAGAAGAGAUCAAAGGUUUUAUAAAAGCUGAAGCUGCCGUGGCUGUUCUUCAUGCGGAUUCCAAUCCCAUCAUACUUUCACACAGUGGUUCCGGUUCUAGGUUGUCGCCGCUAACGACGCCACCAUGUGAACGUUCGCCGCACAUGACGUUGAGCCUGCAGGAGAUACUCAUUGUUGGCUCGGCGUGCGAACAAGCGAAGUUCUCUGAGUUAACAAUGGACAUGUUUAGAAUGUUACAAACGCUCGAACGGGAACCAACGGAAUCAACGCAUCCGAUGAGCAUCACACAUGGCAUGCACGGGCACGAUGCCAGCCCGGCUGCCAGCCGCAUACCACCAUAUGGUGUUCCAGGUUCUAAGGGUUACUUAGAAAAUGGCCGUCAUUAUAGAGACAAUCCUCACAAAUAUUUACUAUACAAGCCUUCUAUUAGUCAACUUCUGGUGUUCUUAGCUAGUGGAUUUAAAGAAUUGCCUCCAGGAGGCGCAUUACUCUUAUAUAUGUCAGCUGAUGGUUGUUUCUCGACUACAAAACAUCCAGAGGACUAUGGCUAUGAAUUGGGUGGCCUUGCUACGAGCGUCAAGCGUGAUGGCGUCGAAGGCGGUGGCAUAGCGUGCCGAGGGAAGUCCUACAAGGAGAAUCAUUGUUUGUAUCCCGGAGACUUGUAUCCAUUCACACGAAGACCAAUGUUCAUUAUCAUCGAUUCGGAUAAUUCGUUUGUCUUUCAACACAUCCCCCGGUACUUUGGCCAACCAUUAGUCAUAUUAAUGUCACCGCAGGAUGUACCGCCCGCAUUCCAAGCUGAUGUCCAACAUCAUGGUUCACUGUUCACAUUGUUCCUGCAUUCCCCCCUGACGGCGCUCUGCUACAUCUGUAAUGUCGGUGAUGUGCCCAUACAUCAUUGGGAGCGCUGCCAAUCGCACGUAGACCGCUUCAUAACAGAGGCAUCAAGACUUGUGACGCGCUGUCGCAUCGAUGAAAUCGAGCAGGGCAUAGGUUUUAUAGACUCAUCGUACGUACAGUUCUUCGGUGAUGACUUCUUACGAACGCUAAUACUACGUUUCGUCUUCUGUGAUGUUGUACUGAGAUUGCAUCGUGGCUUUCGUGGACGUCAUAUGAGACCACGAUGCGAGCCACCAUUGCCAUCCAAUGAGUUACUCGAGCAUCCAUCACUGUCGCAUAUUAUAUUCCAAUUAGCGUCGGCGCUCGAUGUGCGCGGCCAUUUCUCCGACGGACCCGAAUGCGACUGAUGAUUUUUUAGUAAUACUUGUAAAAAUAUUUAUUAUUUAAAUUUUCUUGUAAAGCAAACAAUAGUCAUUAGUAGUACAGCAAUAGCAAGACAAACACGCAAGUUGGCAAAAGUUAACUCUGGCAAUGGCAAUAUGAUUGGGAGUGAUUAUAAGAUUGCGAGCAGAAGAAAUAAAUUUAAUUAUUACGAUAUUUAUUAUAAUAAAAUUAUUGUAAUUUUCUAUGAAAUAUAUAUAACUAUUUACAUUUAUUUUUUUCUUAGUAUCGGUUCCAUAGCGACUUUUUUACAACAUACAUACUUAGGUGCAUACAAGAAAGUUUGUAAAAGAAAUAUAAUUAAUUACAAAUGCAGUAAUUGUAA